Molecule: messenger RNA, 3482 nt
Organism: Epinephelus moara (kelp grouper)
Lineage: Eukaryota; Metazoa; Chordata; Actinopteri; Perciformes; Serranidae
Gene: slc43a2b
Product: solute carrier family 43 member 2b
Exons: 14
Coding region: 227-2008 (593 amino acids)
Biological process (GO): neutral amino acid transport; transmembrane transport
Molecular function (GO): L-amino acid transmembrane transporter activity; neutral L-amino acid transmembrane transporter activity
Source: RefSeq, a predicted model, not a curated record
AACGUGGCUUUUCACAGAUAACUGCUCAUUUAAAGCCAACCAGAGCUCAUCAGGUUGCUUUAAGCUGGAUGUUGCUGCUUAGAGCUUGGGAAGAUCCUUCACCCUGAGCGUCAGUCAGAGAGGCUCUCUGUGCUUUCCUUUCCUCUCUGGUGGUCUCUCUCUGUCUACUCUCUGCGUUCUUCUCCUGUGCUUCUUCAUCCCUCUGUGCCUGUAACUUCCCUCAACCAUGGCUCCAACCCUGGCCACAGCGUUCGCCAGGCGCUGGUGGAUGGCAGUGACUGCCAUCAUUGAGAAUCUGCUCUUCUCUGCCGUGCUGCUGGGAUGGGGAUCGCUCCUCAUCAUGCUCAAGUCAGAAGGCUUCUACUCUUACAUGUGCAACGAGGAAGGCAACAGUUCCAGCUACAAUCUGUCCAAACCCCUGGCAACGCAGACGCCUGACGACUAUGCUGACUACUAUGACAGUGUGGGUGGCGUGGUCGGUCUGGGCGACGGAGUGGAGAUGAGGCCUCUGGUCCCUGUGGAUGGGCCCUUGAGGAUGAACGGCUGGCUGAUUUGUAAAGAACAGGACGAGAUGCUGAACCUGGCGUUCACAGUGGGCUCCUUCCUGCUGUCCGCCAUCACACUGCCACUGGGGAUCGUCAUGGAUAAAUACGGGCCUCGCAAGCUACGACUGUUGGGCAGCACGUGUUUUGGAUUGUCCUGUCUACUCAUCGCCUAUGGAGCCUACAAUCCAAAUGAACUCUCCGUCCUUAUCUUCAUCGCCCUGACUUUUAAUGGCUUUGGGGGCAUGUGCAUGACCUUCACCUCACUUACACUCCCUAACAUGUUUGGAGACCUCCGCUCCACCUUCAUCGCCCUGAUGAUCGGCUCCUAUGCCUCCUCUGCUGUCACCUUCCCAGGUGUCAAGGUGAUCUAUGACCUCGGCAUAUCUUUCAUCACCAUCCUUGUGGUGUGGGCCGCCUGUGCUGGACUGGUCUUCCUGAACUGCUUCUUCAACUGGCCCCUGGAGCCAUUCCCAGGACCAGAGGACAUGGACUACACUGUGAAGAUUAAGUUCAGCUGGUUGGGCUUUGACCAUAAAAUCACAGGGAAGCAGUUCUACCGCCAAGUGACCACAGUGGGCCAGCGCCUCAGCGUGGGCAACAGCCUGAAGCAGAAGGAGCUGACCACUAAGGAUGGACACAUGCUCUGCCUCUCAACCAUGGACCUGGAAAUGAAGAGCAAGUCAGAUGAAGACUCCCAGUCAUUCUUGAAAACCCUCACCACCCCGAUCUUCAUGCUCAGUCUGGUGACCAUGUCCAUUACUCAGCUCCGUCUCUUGUUCUACAUGGGGGCCAUGAACAGCGUGCUGGAGUCGCUUACUGACGGAGACCUCAACACAGUGAGUCUGUACUCCUCCAUUUUCGGCAUUCUGCAGCUGCUUUGCCUGAUGACCACUCCUGUGAUUGGUCAGAUCAUGGACUGGAGGCUGAAGGAAUGUGAUGAUGGAGAGGAGGAAAAGGAGCCCUGCGGCAAAGGGGAGAUAAAGAAAAAGCGCAGAGACAAAAAGAUCCAAAAGGUGACCAAUGCCUUGCGAGCAUUCGUCCUCACAAACAUCCUUUUAGUGGGAUUUGGAAUCACCUGCCUAGUGCCCAAUCUCCCCCUGCAGAUUGUGUCAUUCGUCUUACACACUGUGGUGAGAGGAUUCAUUCACUCCGCUGUUGGUGGCCUCUAUGCUGCCGUGUAUCCCUCCUCCCAGUUUGGCAGUCUAACAGGCAUGCAGUCUCUGGUCAGUGCUGUGUUUGCUCUACUGCAGCAACCCUUGUUCCUGGCUAUGAUGGGGCCCCUGGAGGGAGACCCAUUCUGGGUCAAUAUUGGACUCUUUGCUCUCAGUAUGCUGGGCUUCUUGCUGCCUCUUUACCUGAUCUGCUACCGACGGACGCUCAACAGACAGCAACAGGAGCGGGAGGAUGACGCUAAGAUCUACAUCAAAAUCAACGGCUCUGACAUCCCUGAGGCCUAUGUCUAGAGAAAAGGAAAUGCAGAGAAUUGGAGAGAAUUUUUUUUUCCUGAGAAAAAUUUGCAAUCCAGUAACGCAUGCAUUCACAUGCAUGUAAAAAGGACAACUGAAAUCUUACUUAUUUAGAAUAUCACAUUUAAACCUACAGUAAUAUUGAGUACUCCAUUGAGUGCGCACACAAACAGACUGCCAUAUCCAUUUUCCAAAAUCCCACCGAGGUAAAGUGAUGCUGCGGCUGUCACAGAAACGAGUCAGUCGGACAGUCGCCGAGGAGGAAAGUGAAGCAUGGAGGGAAAAAGGAAAAACAAGAGGAAAGACUGUGAAAGGAAAGAGCGGCAGGAGCCCUCUGCAUUCCCCCAAAUCCUCUGACCUCUCUUUUUAUUCCCUCCUCUCUGAGCGGCACAGUAGUGCAGCUCUGUUCCACAUAAGACUGCUUUAAUAUUCCACAUAUGAGCAGAAAAACAAACGGAGAGUUUGUUUAGCUCACCCUCAGAAGCAACCUCACCAUUGUUAGAGUGAUUCCAUUAUUUUUACAAGUCUUUUUUUUUGUUUAAUAUGUUGACUUUAAAUCCUCCUGAUUGUAAUUCCCAUGACGUGGUGCUAUUCGUACGUUUGAUAGAUGGCGUAAGACUGGACUAAAUGGCAUUAAUGAGCGACAGCAGGGAGAGAGGAGCCAUAUCGCUAAUGUUUCUUGGGCGAGUAGAAGGUAGACUUAUUAUGGUUAAUUAUGGGGCUGUUUUCUUUUAUACUUUUCUUUUUUUACCUGGCUAACAUCUUAUUAUAGUAUGAAAAUGCUGUAGCGUAAAAUAUACUGGAUGAAUUUCAGUGUUUUUAAGGGCUGAAACAGCAGUGUGUUUUGCUAAAAGCAAAAUGUUCAUGUACGUUAGAGUAUUUAUUUUAUUUUCUGCUUUCUUCCAUUUUUUUUUAUAAGCUACUUUACCAGGGGUGCCUUUUAAAUAUACCUUUCUGUAAAGGUUUAAGAUUUUUCAUUGAGUAGCAUGUUCUGUUGAACUUUUUACACACGAGUGAAAAUAGUCUCAACUUUGCAUUACAUGGUAACACCAUUUAAACAUCACAGUCUCCAUUAAGUGUAUCCACAAAGUCAUUAUACAGAUGCCUUAUCUUAAAGUCAGUAUUUCAUUCAGUCUGUGUACAUACUGUCCAGCACUUUAUACCCUGUAAACCCCUUUAAAUUCAGCACACAUCAGCUUACUGAAGCACUUUGCUCCUGCUUUCUCUUGCUUUCAUUUUGAGCUCCUCCUUCCUUCAUAGAUGUAUUUAUUUCAUUUUAAACUCACUUUUCCAGAAUACAUUGAAGCAUACUGUGCUGGCAACGACUCAUGUGUCUGACCACAUACUUUGUUGUUCCCAUAGAGCUCUAUCUUCUGCUGUGGAAGGUAAUGCAGAGGUGUUUUGCUGUGCAGGUGUUCUCUGUUUAAAUAUGGAAGGAUCUGUGUAAUAAAAAUGAGUUGAUCUCUGUAAA